GGAGAAGUGGAUUACGGGAGCUGGCCUGUGAAGGAGCUGAAGCGGGUGCUGCAGGAGCGCGGCGUGGAUCCAAGCGGGUUCGUAGAGAAGGGGGACCUCGUAGCCAAAGUCCGGGAGGUCCUAGCUGGCGCCGGAGGGACAACAGCAGGCGGCAGCAGCGGCGGUGCUGCUGCGGAUGGGGCCGGUGAUGGGGCGUUCAUGGCGCCGCCGGGCUACGUGUUUGACCCGAGCAGCGGCUACUUUUACUCGGAGGAGGCCGGCAUGUACUAUGACACGAAGACGGGGGGCUACUGCCAAGCCGCGACUGGUAAGUGGUUUUACCUGGACGCAGGCAGCGGGAGCUUCGUGGAAUGGAAGCAGUAGUAGCAGCGGUACGGCAACAGCAACAGCGACUGUAGCGCAGCGGGGAGUCUUACUAGUGGUACGGAGCUAGCAUGGUUUGCCGUGAGGAUAGGGUAGCAGUGACGGCGCAGUGUGUGCAACGAUGCUGUUAAGGCUGAUGUGGAGGAGAUGGUGUACAGCAGGCAGGGCAGGGUUGGGAGGCAGGUUGGGGUAGUGCGGAUGUGGCCGAGUCGGACUCACGGGGGCGUAGACUAGGCAUGUAUCCGCAUGAGCUGUCGAUGGGAGUUGGAGCAGGAGUUAUGCAUGGGUGUGUGUGUGGAAAACAAACACCAUGCUCCUGCGGCUGCGAAUGAGGGAGCGUCGGGACCUCAGGGUGUGCGAGCAGCUCACCCGCUGGGCUACGUGUUGGGGGAGCAGCUGCAUGGUAACCUACCGGUACCUGUUUGCAAUUUACAAUCAUUAGGUCCGCCGCUGUGGCUGCGACUAGUGGCUGUGUGGCUCAGCCUGCGGUCCGCAGUACGUGUGGUCCGAACGUAGCCAUAACGAGAGUCGUGCGGGCACAGAGUGCGGGUAGUAGAGACAAGUGCCACCUGCUUACCCGUCGCCCUGAGAGCGAAGCCCAAGAGACAAUACAGUUACAGGCAGCCUAUCGCGUCCGAAAUCCCUG
Messenger RNA from Astrephomene gubernaculifera, 1009 nucleotides. The record is from the annotation of a GenBank genome assembly. NCBI's taxonomy places the organism in Eukaryota, Viridiplantae, Chlorophyta, Chlorophyceae, Chlamydomonadales, Astrephomenaceae.